Molecule: messenger RNA, 1872 nt
Organism: Sorghum bicolor (sorghum)
Lineage: Eukaryota; Viridiplantae; Streptophyta; Magnoliopsida; Poales; Poaceae
Product: UPF0454 protein C12orf49 homolog
Exons: 8
Coding region: 774-1184 (136 amino acids)
Biological process (GO): positive regulation of SREBP signaling pathway
Source: RefSeq, a predicted model, not a curated record
CCUCUCUCUGUCUUCGAAAUGCACGGACACUCUCAAUCCGCUGCCGUCCCUCCGCCACUGCUUGAGUCUGCUGCGAAGCUUGCCGUGGCCGCUCCCUCUCCUCCGACACGGCCAAUGCCCUUCCAGCGCAUCUCGAGCUUGAACUCGGGUCGUAUCACCCAUCAGCACAGAUCGAGGUCGCCCUCUGCCGGCAACUCCUCCGCUUCUGCUGCUUGAGCUCGCGAGCCGGAGCUCCAUUUGCUUGUGCAGGAGCAGAUCCACCACUACUCCAAGGUCUCCUGCUUUCCAUCAUCCUCCUCGUUGCUCACACCGGCAUCCGCUGCUGCGCUGUAUAUCCCUAAGCCCACUCCAACGCUCCGGUAAGCAGGGACGUCGUGGGAGAUUCACCUUCCCCAUCUCUCUCAAGCAGGUAUUUUGGUUCCCCCUUCCCCCAACGAACUCUGAAUCUCUAUUAUGUGUUUGUUAUUCGUUUGGUGCUUUGGAAAAAGUUGUUUGUGUCACCGGAUUCUUUUCACCUUGAUUGAGUAGUAAUUGUCAGUGAUGGUAUUUGCCAUACUACGUUCAUCGUUUCUAGGGUCAAAGCCUCCAUACUGUGUUCAUUGUUUCUAGGGUCAAAGCCUCCAUGGUAAUAUGAUAUCUGUAACUUUGCCAUAUCUGUAAGUUUUGUGGUACAUGUCUGUAUUUUCUUGAAAUAAUUGGAAUCAUGGUAUUUACUACUACCACGCAAAAAAUUCAGUUAUUUCCCUAAGGUUGAAACAAAACUUACAGAUAUCAUGAGGAAUUUGAAGAAAUCCAUUUCUUUGGGGAUAAGCCCUACAAGGAAGGACAUUUGCUUUAUUGAACCAAUUGUGUGCAGAAGCACUGUUCAGGGGCGGCAUCUGAUCUCUGAUGAUAAUGGUUAUGUAUGUUCUGCACUUUCAAUCAAUCCAUGGUCUCACUGCUGCCCAACAACAGGGGACCGCUUUUCCUGCCAGGGCUGCAAACUCGAUUUACAGUGCUGCAAUUCAUAUGAGUAUUGUGUUUCUUGCUGUUUGAAUCCUUCUAAGAUCAAGAAAGAAGAUGUGCUAAAGCUCAAGGUAGCUAAGCCAGUUACUGUUGGAACAUACACAAAUGUUUUCGAUUUCUGCAUGGGAAGAUGCCGCCAUAGCUCUGCAAGUGUGGUACUGGUUUUUCUUCCCCCUUAGAGUGCCGGCCAACAAAAGAAGAAUGUUGCAUGCUUAUUGUCACUGGAGAUCUACAGAAUAGUUGGUUGUGGACUGGCCAGGAAACGCAAGAUCACAGAGCUAACGUGGUGGUCCUCGAUGGCUUCAAGGACGGGCGAGCAACGAGGGCGAGCCGCAACGUCCUGGCAACGCAUGAUUGCGGAGGGGGUGCGAGGUGUGCGACGUCCUUGACGGCUUCAAGGACAGGCGAGCGAGGGCGAGGAAGGAUGGUCGACGGUGAGGUCGGGCGAGGGCGACUCCAGGACCUAGCAAUGCAGGAUCGACGACUUCAAGGACGGUCGCAGGGCUGAGGUGCGACGUCCUCGACGGCUUCAAGGACAGGCGAGCGAGGGCGAGGAAGACUCUAGGACCUGGCAACGCAGGUCGGGCGAGGGCGAGGAAGACACCGUGACCUGGCAACGCAGGAUCGAGAUUGUGUUUUGUUUCCUUACCCGUGACCGUAAUUUUUGUUACAACAAGGAACUGGCAACGCAGGAUCGGAAAUUGACCGCAAUUUUAGCUAGGUACAUGAAAUUUUAUAUCAGGAAUCUUUUCUUUUUCUUUAUUUUAUUUCACACCCUUUCACAUCUCUGAUUAUAUAUUAUUUUCUAUUGUAAAUUUGCAUCAGGAAUCUUUUCUUGUUUUUUAUUUCAAUUUUCACCCUUCCACC